AUGCAUUCUUCAACGAAUUCUAGCACAAAUUCUCUAAUAGAAUAUGCAAAAAACCUAGAUACUACAACAUCUAAAAUAUAUAAUAGCGCAGGAAAACAAUUGCAAGAAUAUGAGAUAAUCGAUUUAAUACAGGAAAAAGGUAUUAGAGAUCAUCACGAAAAAUCUGCAUUACGCACAAGAAUUAGAAGUGCUGAAGAAAGAAUUCAGACUUUAGAAGAUCUUUUAUCCAAAAAAUCAACAUGUUCUCAGCCGAACUUAAAUAAAAUAGUUCAAACAACUAACAAUAAAGCUCCACAUUCAAAAAAUAUUACAGCAAGAGCAUUAAUUGGCUGUAGUUGUUCGGAAGAUUCAUCAUCGGAUUCAUCGAUGAACUCAUCAAGCGACAAUAACAUCUUAAUUGUUCAUUCUCAUCAAAGUAUAUCAUCAAACACAAAUGAUUCUUCACUCUUUAAUAGUAAAUUAUCUCAAAAACAUAAAUCUAAACCAACAAAAGUUAUUAUUGUUGAUUCAAAAGAAAAGAAGGAGAAACAAAGAUCAGAUACACCUAUUAUUGUUGUAAAUACAGUAAAAGACAAUUUCAAAUCUAAUAAAAAUGCCACAAGAAUUAAGACGAAUUACAUUGAUUCAGAGAUCUCAGAUACUUCAUCACCUGCUCCUAUACCAGUAUUCACCGAUUCAAAUACAAAAAAGUCAAAGAUUUCAGAUUCAAAAUCUACAAAAACUGCAACAUCAGACUUAAUUCGCCCAUCAGGCAUAGUAACUAACUCGGUUUCUACAUCUUCAUUACUCAAAUCAUCAGAAGUAUCCGACAAAUCCAAGAGCAAAAUCUCACACAAAACUCAUAAAUCAUCAAAAUCAAAAGAACGUCAAAAAGAAAUCGAUAGAAGGGAAGAGCAAAGAGUUAGAGAGUAUCUCAAGAAACAUCAAGAGAAGAAGAGACUAGAACAGCAAGAAUACCUUGAAGGAUGGCAUGGACAUAGAGUUUAUCAAGUUCAAGAUGAAGAAAUUGAAAAAUAUGCAACAGUUCAUCCAAAUGAAUUAGAUUGUAUAUGCGGGACAAUCAGAAAAGAUAAUUGCAGAUGCCAUAAAAUGAGAGAAAUUGAAGAUGAAAAUUGCCGUUUAAGGAUGAACUUGAGGAAAAUAAAGAGGGAAGUUCAAAGAUAUAAAGAUCAUAAGGAACUAAAAGAAAUUGAUGAUCUCUUUAGGAAUGUUAAUGAAGACGAAUUGCUUGGCCACAUAGCAGUUGAGUUUCAUGAUUUCCUCGGAGCUAAUGAAGAUAUUUCUAGAGAUACAGCGUAUAAGCUUGUUAGCAGAGCAGCAAAAGCAAUCAACCAUUGA
Molecule: messenger RNA, 1338 nt
Organism: Trichomonas vaginalis G3
Lineage: Eukaryota; Parabasalia; Trichomonadida; Trichomonadidae
Exons: 1
Coding region: 1-1338 (445 amino acids)
Source: RefSeq, a predicted model, not a curated record